GUGUAAACAGUGAUGUGAUUGACUUAUAAAAGUGGGUACUGACUUGUAACUGACACUUCCAGUGCACCCUGGGUUGCAAUAACAUCGGAGACCGUAGCUCACGGAAAAGACAAACUCUAAGAUGGACGUGACUUCUGAGAUUAAAACCAAUGACUUCAAGUUCGACUUGUUGGAGUAUUCUGUGGUGAUCGCCAUGCUCUGCCUAUCCGCUCUGGUCGGCGUCUACUACGCUUUCAUCAACAAGCAGAGGACUUUGAAGGACUACAUGUUGGGAGGCCAAACCAUGGGAGUGUUCCCGGUCACUAUGGGUCUAAUGGCGAGCUUUACAUCUGGAUUAACAAUCCUGGGCAUACCAACGGAGAUUUACCUGUACGGUACACAAUAUUUGGCUGUCAACUUCUCGAUUGCGAUAUUUACUACAAUUGUCGCUCAGUUCUUCGUACCAGUAUACUACAAGUUGCAGGUUGAAUCCGUGUUUGAGUAUCUGGAGUUACGUUUCAAUAAACAUGUGAAAGUAAUGGGAAUCAUAAUGAAUACUAUGUUGAUGGUACUGUAUUUGCCUGUUAGUAUGUACGCUCCAUCAGUAACCUUUAGCCAAGUUACAGGAUUGUCAAUAAGCUUCGUCGCCGUUGUCAUCAGUGCCGUCUGCAUUUUCUACACAAGUGUUGGAGGACUUAGGGCCGUGAUGUGGUCGGACGUACUGCAAAACACCUUCUCCUUGUGUGGAAUCCUGUUUGUCGUGUUCGCGGGCUUCUCCAACCUAGGAGGUGUACUGGAAGUCUUGAGGAUUAACGAAGAAGGAGGCAGGCUGGAGAUGUUCAACAUGAAUCCAGACCCUUUUGAACGACACACGUUUUGGACUGUUGCGAUUGGUUUGAUAUUUAUGAACCUGAACUUGGCAGUGAUGCCGACAGCUGUACAGAGAUACAUGUCAGUGGCUACCCUUAAAGAAGCAAAAAGAAUCUUGUUCGGAGCGGCAGUAAGCUUCUACAUCGUGUUCAACUUGAUCGCAUGCAUGGGACUGAUCCUCUAUGCUAGAUACCACAAGUGUGAUCCUGUAGCUGCCGGAAUAGUGAAAAGUCACAGUCAUAUGCUACCUCUAUACGUGAUGGAGGUCGGGAAAGAUUAUCCAGGACUUGCGGGUUUGUUCAUGGCAGGCUUAGCGAGCGCCGCUCUCAGUUCCAUCGCUGGGUGGUUAAACGCAGUUGGAGGCACUCUGUACAAGGGAAUAAAGGAUGUCUAUUUUCCCGAUGUCAAGCACUCGGAGGAAACACAAGCCAGGAUCACCAAAACCGUUGUGGUCAUUUCCGGAAUUGUUUGCUGCUCUUUGGUCUUUGUCGUUGAGAAACUUGGAACACUUUUGCAGCUAGUGAAUACCAUUUUGGGGGUAAUGACGGGAGCAACGCUGGCCCUCUUUGUCCUGGGGAUUUUCUUUCCCCGAGUGAACACCAAGGGAGCAAUCGCAGGAACCAUCGCAAGUUUCUUAGUGUCGUCCUGGAUAGCUGUAAAUGCACAAUAUUACAUGAUGGUUGGAAAAUUGAGAUUCCCAGCAAAAAUUACCAGCAUAGACUACUGCCCUUUGACUGCAAUAGAUAACUUCAACACAAGCUCAGCCUUAUUGUUUGAUUACACGGGGGUUGGAUCCCCAACAGUCGCCGAUGACUCGGUGGCUAGAAUCUUCCAGAUAUCCUACAACUACUACGUGAUAAUCGGCUUCCUCUUCGGCAUCAUAGUGGGGGUGGUCGUCUCCCUGCUGACCGAGGCCCCGGAUAUGUCCACCCUAAACCCUGACCUGUUCUCCCCCUACGUCCACCGCUUCCUGCCUGAGAAGAUGCUGCAGGCACGACCCGACCACCAGAAUUACCAUCUGGCUGAGUUAAGACCUUGUAUAAAGAUCAAUAACUAUCCAAUAUAUAAAGAAACGGUAUACAAUAGUGAAAAAGAAUUACAAACAGUUUGAAACUAAA
Homalodisca vitripennis (glassy-winged sharpshooter) is the source of this 1967-nucleotide messenger RNA. RefSeq names its product sodium-coupled monocarboxylate transporter 1-like. Bases 122 to 1960 code for a protein of 612 amino acids. The transcript has 14 exons. Gene Ontology annotation, molecular function: symporter activity. Lineage: Eukaryota; Metazoa; Arthropoda; Insecta; Hemiptera; Cicadellidae. Gene Ontology annotation, cellular component: membrane. The record is from RefSeq and is a predicted model, not a curated record. Gene Ontology annotation, biological process: transmembrane transport; sodium ion transport.